CGCGCACUACGAGGGCGUCUCGGUUCUGAACCUUCGGCCCGCGUCUUCUCCCUCUUUACGCGUUGACUCACUUCUUUCGCUGCUUGCCGCUUGUUCCUUUCGCUGUGUUGGUGGCGGCGCCGCGGAUUCUGCGGUGACGGAGGAGGACCGGGGCUCGUUUUGUGCUUCUGCAGUGUGACACUCGCUCGAGCGAACAGCUACCAGCAUUGCUGCCUCAUCUCACGUCGACUGCCUUCCAGAUUUGGCCCGACAUCUUUCGGCAUUUCUGGUCGAUUUGCCGCAAUCCGAUGUAAACGCAUUGCCCGCGCGAACGGUCCAGUCAUAAUGAGUCUCGGUCUAGAAUUUCUCUUCGAGGUGGAAUGCCUAGAUGCUGCGCCGGAGUCUUGCCACACAAGUGUCUCACAGGGAAUCGUAUCACCUACUACUCUAUGCGGACCAGAGGGUAGUAGCUCCUGCGACACGAGGACGCAUGACGCUGCGGACAUGCGAGCACGCCCUGAGGAACACUGCGAGGACAACUUGGAUGGUCUGGAUGAGACGAUGGAUGGGCUCCAGCUGAGUGUCACGAAUAUGAUGUCGGGCACAAUGCUUAUUGAGGAAGCGAUGGAAGAACUGAGGAAAGAGCGAGACAAGUGGGAGGCACAGGCAAAGGAAUACGCGAAAGAGAACGAGACAUUGCGAAAACGUCUCAUUGCGAGGGCCUCAGAAGAUCCAGCUUUUCCUUCGGACGUAGUGACUCGCCUCAACCGGCUCGAGCCAGAGAAUCAGCGGCUGCGAACCGAGAACAACGCACUCAAGAAGGAGCUGGAUACUGCGGAGCGAGAGUACGCAACAUUAUGUUAUGAGAACGAAGGGAAAGGGAGGAAGCUCAAGGGCGCGAACAAGAAAGUCAGGAAUGCGAAGAACGUUGCGGCUCAGGAGGAAGAGAAAGCGAAAGAGGCCGUUCACGACAAGAACCAGCGCCUUGCCUCGGAGCGAAAGAUGAGGAAGGAGAGAAACGAGGCGCUUGCGGAGUUGGAAAAGUUGAAGAAACAGUGUGCGGGAUUGCGUGCAGAUUUGCUCAUCGAGCGCUCCGGAGAUGCACAUCUGCGCGACGACGGAACCGUGGGCGAUGAGACUACUGUUGCGAUUCCGAUCGAGUUCAAGAUCCAUCGCGGAGACUUCCACAAGUUGAGAACGAUGUUUCAGUCGAACCAAAUGAUUGUGCGGGAUAAGUUAGAGAGAUGGUACCGCGAGUGGAGGAAGCCGGAAGAGGAGGGGCGAACGAAGGUUGUUGGUGCGAACUACGUGGAUGCGAAGAACAAUAUUGGAGUGGAUCUAUAUGAUGACGAGGUCACGGUACCAGAGGAAUUGGGCGGAGAGUACCCUCGGACUGGAGCUGAACAUGACGAGUGGCGCUCAAAGCGUGGUCUGGAGGCCGUCUGUCGUCAGGCCACGGCCACGGAUAACGCUUUGCAGUGAGCGGAGCAGUUACACUCUUUGAUUCCUUCGUGACAGGCUUUUUGGUUCGACAAUACAUUAAGCCAUGUGAAGGACUAGUCGGACGCAUGGACCAGAUGUUUGCGUAUCAAUUAUAGCAACACGGUCACAGCUGUUGA
Messenger RNA from Trematosphaeria pertusa, 1598 nucleotides. RefSeq lists its product as uncharacterized. Bases 325 to 1461 code for a protein of 378 amino acids. The transcript has 2 exons. The record is from RefSeq and is a predicted model, not a curated record. NCBI's taxonomy places the organism in Eukaryota, Fungi, Ascomycota, Dothideomycetes, Pleosporales, Trematosphaeriaceae.